Ictidomys tridecemlineatus (thirteen-lined ground squirrel) is the source of this 4637-nucleotide messenger RNA. The record is from RefSeq and is a predicted model, not a curated record. NCBI's taxonomy places the organism in Eukaryota, Metazoa, Chordata, Mammalia, Rodentia, Sciuridae.
AGUGAUAGAAGGUCGCGGGGUCACAGACAGCAUUCAGAGAUUCUCCUCACUGCCGCCCUACCUGCCUGUGAGCUACCACAUCCUCAGAGCAGAGAGCUCCUUCUUCCUGAAGGAGGCCAGCCAGGACCCGCUGGGCAAUGCCAGCCUGCAGUCCCGGGUGGAGUCCUUCUUCGUGUACAGAGCCAGGCAGCCCCCAGUGCUGAACGCCAGCUAUGGGCCUUAUUCUGCAGAGAAGGUUGUGCCUCUGGACUUCAUGUCAACCUCAAAUUUUUUAGGCCCAACCAACAAGUUUACUUUCAACUGGAAACUGAAGGCCUACAUCCUGCGGGACAAGAUCUACCUGAACCGGCCCAAGGUGCAGAUCCUCUUCUACAUCGUGGGCAGAGACUGGGACGACCAUCAGGCAGUGGAGAGGCUGCCCUGCCUGCGGGUCUUCGCUUUCCGGGAGACCCGGGAGGUGAGGGGCAGCUGCCAGCUGGGCGGGGACCUGGGGCUGUGCGUGGCCGAGCUGGAGUUCCCAGCCAGCUGGUUUAGCCCCCUGAUGGUGGUGGGGAGGCGGAAGCCUGUGGAGCAGCCUGAGGGGAGUCCUGUGGAGCUCUACUACACCGUGCAGCCUGGGAGCGAGCGAGGGGACUGCACCGGGGAUGACGUCAGGAAGGGCAAUGCCAUUCGCCCAGGGAAGGGGGGUCUGCAGGGAGCAACCUCACACCUGCAGAGGAUUGGCACCGUGGGCCUGUACCGCACCCAGGACAGUGCCCAGCUCCGCGAGCUGCGCCUGGACGCCAAUGUGGUCAUCUGGCUGCCCUCCCGGCCUGUAAAGCAGGGAGACGUGGUCACUGCCUACAUCACCAUCUCCAGCAACUCUACCAUGGAUUUCUUCAUCCUGAGGGCCAAGGUGAAGAAGGGCGUGAACAUCCUGAGCGCGUGGACCAGUGAGCCCCGGCAGUGGGACGUGAAGCAGGAGGUGGGGAAUGGCGGGAAGCACGCCACCGCCACCGUGGCCUGCCAGCGCCUGGGCCCACGCAACAGAAGCAGCAGUCUGUUCAGCGAGGUUGUGCAGAUGAACUUUGAGAUCGCCAGCUUCAGCAGCCUCUCGGGGACUCAGCCCAUCACGUGGCAGGUGGAAUACCCGCGGAAGGGGACCACCGACAUCGCCGUAUCCGAGAUCUUCGUCAGCCAGAAGGACCUGGUGGGCAUCGUGCCGCUGGCCAUGGACACUGAAAUCCUGAACACAGCCAUCCUCACAGGAAAGACAGUGGCGGUGCCCCUCAGGGUGGUCUCCGUGGAGGAGAACAGCGCGGUGACCGACAUCUCAGAGUCGGUGGAGUGCAAGUCUGCGGAUGAGGGUGUCAUCAAAGUGUCCGACCACUGUGACUAUGUCUUUGUCAAUGGCAAAGAGAUCAAGGGCAGGAUGGAUGCAGUAGUGAAUUUCACCUACCAGUACCUGAGCGCCCCCCUGCACAUCACCGUGUGGGUGCCCCGGCUGCCCCUGCAGAUUGAGGUCUCUGACACAGAGCUCAGCCAGAUUAAGGGCUGGAGGGUCCCCAUCGUGGCCAGCAAGAGGCCCACGCGGGACAGCGAGGACGAGGAGGAGGAGGAGCGGCGGGGCCGGGGCUGUGCCCUGCAGUUCCAGCACGCCACUGUGCGGGUCCUCACCCAGUUUGUGUCCGAGGGGGCCGGCCCCUGGGGCCAGCCAAGCCACCUGCUGGGCCCCGGCUGGCAGUUCGACAUCACCCCCCUGGUGGUGGACUUCAUGAAGCUGGAGUCGCCUCACGUGGCCACGCUGCAGGACGGCAGGAUCCUGGUCGGGCGGGAGGUCGGGAUGACCACCAUCCAGGUGCUGUCCCCACUGUCUGACUCCAUCCUGGCAGAGAAAACGGUCACCGUGCUGGAGGACAAAGUGUCGGUGCUGGACUUGGCCAUCCAGCUUGUGGCUGGGCUGUCUGUGUCCCUCCACCCCAACGCUGAGCACAGCAAGGCCAUCACAGCCGUGGCCACCGCCGAGGAGCUGCUACGCACCCCCAAACAGGAAGCCAUGGUCAGCACGUGGCUACAGUUCAGUGACGGCUCCGUGACACCCCUGGACAUCUACGACACCCAGGACUUCUCGCUGGCUGCCACCUCCCUGGAUGAGGCUGUGGUGUCUGUUGCCCCCGCCCGCUCUCCCAGGUGGCCCCUGGUGGUGGCCGAAGGGGAAGGUCAGGGCCCACUGGUCCGAGUGGACAUGACCAUCGCCGAGGCCUGUCAGAAAUCCAAACGCAAGAGUGUCCUGGCCGUGGGCAUUGGCAACAUCAGGGUCAAAUUUGGACAGAGUGACGCCGACACCAGCCCCACCGGGGACAAGGACGAGGAUGACAUCAAGAACCACACCAGUGACCGUCGGCAGAAGGGCCAGGACGAGCGUUUCCAGGAGCGGGAGGAAGGGGCCCUGCGGAGGGCCACCACCACGACGGCCAAGUCACUGCAGGACAACAGGGUGGGGAAGAGCAGCCGGCUGGACGGGGACGCGCCGCCCGGGGAGGGGCAGCUGCAGAACAUCCCCAUUGACUUCACCAACUUCCCAGCCCACGUGGACCUGCCCAGGGCGGGGGCCGGGCUGGAGGAGAGCGACCUGGUGCCCACGCCCCGGGGCCUGAGCGACCUGGAGAUCGGCAUGUACGCCCUGCUGGGGGUCUUCUGCCUGGCCAUCCUGGUCUUCCUCAUCAACUGUGCCACCUUUGCCCUCAAGUACAGGCACAAGCAGGUGCCCCUGGAGGGCCAGGCCUCCAUGACCCACUCCCACGAUUGGGUGUGGCUGGGCAACGAGGCCGAGCUCCUGGAGAGCGUCGGGGACCCGGCCCCGCCCCAGGACGAGCACACCACCGUCAUCGACCGCGGGCCGGGGGGCCACGAGGAGGGCGACCACCUGCUCCUCAACGGGGGCUCCCAGAAGCAGGUGCAGAGCCAGGUGCGCAGGCCCACGGACCCAGGGAGGCCAGGCAAGGCACAGAAGCCAGAGGCCCCGCACUCGCCCACCUCCAAGCGGAAGAAGGUGAAGUUCGCCACCUUCACCACCAUCCCCACCGACGGCGGCUGCCCCACUGUGAACUCCAUCCUGGGUGGCCAGGAGGAGAUCCAGUGGGUGUGCCAGGAUGUGGAGGUGGGUGCCCCCAAGGAGCUCAGAAACUAUCUGGAGAAAUUCCAGGAGAAGGCCUAAGUCCUGUGGCCAAGGGCCUUCAGACCCCGGGGUCAGCGGACACGGGCCCCAGUGGGCAGAGGGCAUCCUGAGAGGUUGAGUGGGGCUGGGCUGGGCUCCCCCCAGGCCCAGUGGGAAGUUCUGAAGCUAGGAAGGACAUUUUUGUAUCAAGAAUUUUUUAGCAGUUGAUGACGGUGGAUUUUGGAAAGUCGGUUCCCCUGUUCUGGGAGCAAGGGACAGAUGGGAGUGCUGAGUCCUGCCACGCCCCAGAGGAUGUUGUCUUACGGACACCCACGAGCUACCAAAAAUGAUUUGUUAAAAAAUGCAAAACGACAGAUAAAAAGAGACAGAUCGUACUCUGUUUAUAUUUCUAAUAAAGAAGCAGAAUACAAAAGCAGGGUCUUCCAAGAGGAGGCCCUGCAUCCGAGGUCUACGUCGCCUGGCCAGGGAAGAGACCUUCUCCGUGCCGAUGUGGCCUCCGGGCAGAACUGAGGACCUGGACAUUCCAACAGUGGCCUCCUCCUUCCUCUUGCACAUUUCCUUUUUACGGCCUAGACUCACACUUGAUUUAUAUUUAACGCUGAUCUCUGAGGAUCACGUGGUAUAUUUUUCCUAAAUGAAAUAUAAAUUAUAUUCUCUUCGUCAGACAGCUUUUCGGCAACGAUGUCCAUCCCUCCACUCCUCGCCCUGUGACUGUCGAGCUUUCUCGUCUCCUUCCGGCUUCGCUGGGACGUUACAAUUAGGAAAAGCUCUCUACGCCUUCAGUGACCCCACCACCGCCAUCACAGGGUCUAGGCCCGGGAGUGGGUCCCGUUCAGCAGGACGGAGCCCAGCCCGGACCACCCACCACACAGAGUGCCUGCCCGGUGGGGAGGUUGGGUCAAACCCCAGAGAGGCUGUACCCAGGUGGAAUCGGUGUCAACUUUCGGGGUGGGUGUGUCGCAAGGCACAGCCAAUGUUGAAAAAUGACCCAAGAUGAGAAGUGUUUGGGGGGAUUUAAGCUGCUUUUCUGACUUUGCCGGGCAGGGUACACCAGCAUAAACUCGGAAGACGCGCCCUGUGUUUGAUGUCCCUUAGCUGUGCUCUUGAGUAGCAUCACCGUUAGCCGCACACCACAAAACACAUUCAUCCAAAGCGACAGGCACAUGGCUGAGAAGACCUGCAUGGGGUGAAAUGACCACCUUUGUGACUCUCUGUUCAGAGCUGUGGAGGGGACAGAGCUUAAUGCUCCCAGCAGGGAGACGCUCACAGAGAUGCCAGGGAUGGUUUCUGGUGUUUUUUUAAUCAUUAUUAUUACUAUUAUUACUAAAGUCAGUAGCUGGGAAAGGGUCUUGGAAGCCUCUGAGGCUUAGUUGGACCUUUGAAAAAUAUAUUUGUAGCACAUAUUAUAAACGGAAAGAAGCUAUUUAUUUAUACCUGUGAUGCCAGUUGUCAUUAAAAUGUUUCCGGUGGCUUGACUGCU